ACCCGAGCCGGCCGCCGACGAGAUGGCCGGGCCGUGGUGAUCUCCGGCGGUUGGGGGGCAGUGCGGUGCGGGGAUGGAUCUCGCGGGGAUGAAACGGCGGGAGCUGCAGGCGCUCUGCAAGCGGCACGGCCUCCCCGCCGGCGGCACCAACGCCGAUCUCGUCGCCCGCCUCGACGCCGCGCUCUCGGGGGCCGCUGGUGCGGAAGAGGAGGAAGAUGUGGUCGGAGUAGUAGCCAGGAAGGGGUGUCUGAAGCGCUCGGUCGGAGAUGCUGGCGAGGCGAAGAAGGUGACUUUUGCGGUGGAGGAAUCGAGAGGGAGGAGGCUGAGGUCCCGGGUCGUCUGGUCGCCGGUGGUUGCCAAGACAAGGGGGAAGCGCGCUGAAGCUGGUAGUACUGAUUCUGCUGCUGAUGACGGAAUUCCUUCAAGGGCAGGUGAAAAUGUCCCAGUAAGGCGGUCCAGGAGGAAUUCUUUGGCUGCUGCCGAGGUUGAGGAAGUAGAAGAAGCUGUUACUUUUGGUAGGAAACGGAAGCCGAAGAGCCAGGAGAUUGCUGAGGACGUUGCUGUCAGUGCUCAGCCUGUAGCUUCUUGCAGAGUCACGAGGAGGUCGAGCUUGUCAGGAACCACCGUCCUGUUGCCUCCUGCUGUUGAGAAGAAGAGAGGGAGGGGGAAGGCAGCAGCUGGUAAAAAUAAACUUGUUACUGAGGAGCAGGCUGCUGAGGCUCAAGGUUUGUCUGCGGCGGCGCCACUUACAGUUGUGGAGAGUAAGAGGAGCAGGAGGAAGGGACCUGAUGUGCAGAAUUCAUCUAAGGUGGAAGUAUCCGCUAAGACCACAAGAUCCCGCUCAGUAGAAGCUGUUAUGAAGUCGCCCCCUGUGCUUGAGAACAAGAGGAAGAGGAAGUCAGGAGAUGCACAACCAGAUGUAGAACAGCCUCCAGUUGCAGAGGUGCCUAGAAAUGAUGCUCCUGUCACCAGGUCUUUGAGGAACAGGGUAGUCCAGGUUAACAACAGUGUGGUAGAGGAAACUCACACUACCCAACAGCCGGAAAACAAGAUGCAGCCUAAUAGACCAGCUACUCGCAUGCAUCAACAGGUCGCAUCUUCUGUGGAGAAAGAAGAUCAAGUACAAGUUGCUGCUCCUAGUAAGGCCCCUCCAUCAAGGCGAUCAAAGAGAAACAAUUAUGAGGCCAAUAAUGUAAAUUCAGAAAGCAACAAAUUGAUCAGUGCUCCAGUGGAGGCCAAAGACUCAAAAAUAGCUCACCCAUUGACACACCAUAAUGCUAAGGCUGAAGAUGUGGAGAAACAACCAAUAGUCAGAGAACCUGUUAGGCGGUCAACACGUAAAUCUGUUGCCUCAGCUAUGCUUGAUAACGAGAAGGAUCUAAUUGAAGAGAAGAACCCUGAAGCACAUGUUAGGAGAUCACUGCAGAGAUCUAUUGUGCCGGUUGAAGAUAUCAAAGGUGCUGGUGAAGAGAUUCAGAAUGCUAAAGGUGAAGAUGCCCCGAAGCAGCUAGCAGUUAAAGAACCUGUUAGGCGAUCAACACGUAAAUCAGUUGUCUCAGCCAUGCUUGAGAAAGAGAAGGUUCUCAUUGCAGAAAAGAACCCAGGAGCACACGUUAAGAGAUCAAUGCGGAAAUCUGUUGUGCCAGUUCAAGAUAUUAACGGUGUUGGUGAAGACAUUCAAAAUGCUAAGAGUGACGAUGCGGAGAAGCAAUUAGUUAUGAAUCAACCUGUCAGGCGUUCAUCAUGUAAAUCUGUUCUGCCGGAUACACUUGAGAACGAGAGUGGAUCUCUAGUUACAGAAACGAAUGCUGAGGCACAUGUUAGGGCACGGAAGUCUCUUCUUCCUAAUAUGCUUAACAAGGAGGACCCAGAUCACAGCAAAAUGAUCAGAAACGAGAACUUUCAAAUUGGUAAAUGUGAAGACGAGAAACAACAAAAAGUAAAGGAACCUGUUAGGCGAUCAAGGAGAUCUGUUGCCACAGUGAUGCUUGAGGAACAAAAUAAGGGUCUUCAUGAGGAAAAAAUGUCAACAAUUCCUGUGAGGAGAUCAACACGUAAAUCUGUCGCUCUCAACAUAGUUGAAAAGGGGAGCAAUCGCACUGAAAAGGUUGGAAGGGAACAGUCAGGAGUCAGAACAAGGAGGCUGAAAGCAAGAGAUAAACUUACAGACCAUGCUGUGGCUGUGGAGCCUGUGGUUACUUCUGGAAACGAAUUGCAGGUAGAUGUGCAGAACAAUCAAGGCCUGACAGUCAAAUCUCCAAAUCAUAAUUUAUCUGAUGGUAAUGAGACACAUCCUGGUUCAGACAAGUUUGUAUCAUGUGAGAGAGUUGGUGAAGAGGGCUUGAAAUUGAGAAAACACAGAACGUCUUCAAUGGAAAUAUCAUCUUCAGCCAAUGAUUUCUGGAAUAUGGAAGAUUUUAGUGGACAGAAAUUCAGGAAGCAACAGAGCACACAAACACCAUGUGAAAAAGAUAACACAGGAGCUAUCUAUGAUAAGCCACAGAGAGUACAGCAGGCGUCAACUUCCACAACUUCGAAGGGAAGGUCUUCAAAGAGGAGACGGACAAGGACAACUGCUCCAGAAGAAGUUAUGUCCGCCGAGGAGGCAAAUGAUGGCAUGAUUAUCAGGGAAGAAACAAUGGACACACAUAAAACGUCUCAUGAAUAUAGUAAGGAGUCUAGUAGCGGAACUCAAGAAAUUUGUCAGGUUAGUGCCACAAGGGAAGGGUUCUCUUCAGGUCCAUUGCUUGGGACAGUAACACUCCCUGACGAGAUUUACACAACACAGAGUGUACACAAGGUGAUACCUGCAUCAGAAACUGGUGGCCUUGCAAAGGAAAGUUCGGAGAAGAGUAAACAACCUCAAGAACACUCUGACAUUCAAGAUGAUGAUACCCAUUUAUCUGAAAUAAGAAAUGGGAAAUUGGAUCAAUCAUCAAGCAUCACAGAACUACUCCCACACAAUGCUUUUGUCUCAGAGGACAAAACAUUGAUGGGUGAAGAUGUUUUGCCUGUUGACUUCACUGUUGGAGAUGAUGAAGGGCAAAGCCCUGCAGCUGGGCAAGGAAGAGUUGGCUGGGAAGCAAAUACAAGUGAGUCUGAAGAAAAGAACCUAGCUGAUGCCAUGUCCACUGGUCUCCACACCAAAAGUCUGCAACAUGAUAUUGACAUACUAGCUGAAGAGUCCGGUGAAGAUGUUGUGCCAAUGAGUUUCACUACUGAAGAGCAUGGAAUAAAAUUUAAAGUGAGCCCUAUAGCUGUGGAAAGGAGAGUUAUUGGGCAAGCAAGUGCAUGUGAAUCUGCAGGGAAAACAUUAACUGGCAUCUUGUCUAAUGAUCUCCGCACCAAAUAUCUGCAACAUGAUCGUGACGUACUGACUAAAGAGAUUGGUGAAGCUUCGGGAUCUUCCAUACAAAUAUCAGACAGUAAUCCAGAAAUUCACUGUGAUGCGAUUGCUGAAGAAAGUAUUCGAGCUGCUGAUCUUGGGAGCUGUCCCAGCAAUGGUGGAAAAGGGAACCCUCUUUUGAAAAAUCUGCACGACAGUAUUCUUCCAGUAAUGAAUUCUGCUCAGAGAUGUUCAUCAGAUGGAAGACGUUCAUCAUUUGGUCUUGAUUUUCUGUUUACAGAAGAGUGCAAAGAAAACUGUUCCAGAAAUGUCGAAAAUAUUACUGUAGAAGUUGAUGGUGGAAACAAAUCUAGCACCUGUGUAAGUCCUGAUUUCUAUGUGGGAUCAGAUUGUGGUUUGGAAGAUGAGGAUGUGCAGCCUACUGGAUUUGAUGCUGAUAAGAAACUUGAUGUGGAUCAGGAUGCCGCAGAAGAAGAAGUUGUUGUUGAGGAGAAAAAUUAUGAUCAACAUGUUGCUCCCAAAACUGACCUAAAAGCAAAGUUAAAUGGUGAACUUACUGGUCUUGAUAUGGAAUCAGAUUGUACCAUUGCUGAAAAGAACGUGAGGUUUGUUGAAGAUAAUCCUGAUGAUGAAGAAGUUACAGUUCAGGUCCAGCAGGCUAAUGUACAAGAAGGUGAUUCUGAGAAGCCUUCACAAUUUUCAGCAACACCAGAGUGUAAACAUGAAUUUUGUUUGCCCGACGAAACAGUAUUGCAUUCAAAGAAGAACAAGGGAUGUUUAUCAAGUGAAGAACAAUCACCAUUUGGCCUACAAUCCCUGUUCUUGCAGCAAAGCAUAGAAAAAUCUGUGGAGUGUGGUGCUCUUGCUUCUGCCACAGUUAUUGCAGAAAAUGGAUUUGAUGAAUUAAAAUAUGUUCAUGUGAAGUGUUCACUAAAAAAGACUCGUGUGUCAGAACCUUUUUCACAACUUGAUACUGAUGAAGACAGUUGUCCGGUUUCCAAAAAUGAAGAUUGUAUGUUCAUAUCCCAGCAAGAUAAGGGAAUAGAAGGAUUAUCAAAGGCAAGCCUUGAUGAAGAAUCGGUUCCAUCAGGCUUUUCGUUGGACGCAAAGCACAUCAAAGAGGUCACUAAUUCUGAGGAAGUGGCCUGUAAGGGAGAAGGAAGUAAGAAACUUGUCCAUUCUGAUGACCUUAAAGCUUCAUCUGAAAAAACAGAUGUCAAUGGGCCAGAUACUAUUGAAAAUUCUUCAUUUAGUUUAGCAACUCCUGGUUAUAAGCAUGAUGAUGCUUUGUCUGAGGAAGCAGUGCGCACAAUGAAGAAAUAUGCUGGAACAUGCUCAUCCAAUCCCAGAGAAUUACUUAUGGACCUGCAGUCCCUGUUCUCAAAGGAAAACAUUGAAGAAUCUGAUCUGCAUGAUGGACUUGCAUUCUCAAGUGCUGAAAGUCCAGGAGAUGAAUCAAUUGAUGUUGAACAACUGGUUGAGGUACAUCUUGGUUCUAAUCCGUCUCAGUUAGAAUCAAAUGAUCUCUUGGAUGAACUGAUUGGGUGUUCGAAGACUGAAGUGCUGCAUCAGGGUCAUAAAGGUCUAUGCAGUGAGGAUAGAGAAGAGCAAAAGCUGGAAAGCCCAAUAGUUAUGGAAUCUAGCCUUAACUGUAAUAAAGAUGUUACUAAUUCUUCAAUCAAUGGGUCUGUUGUGGAUAUUGUUGAUCAAAGAACUCCAUCUGGUUCGGCUUUACCAGAAGAUUGUCGUAUGGAUCAUAACCUGCAACGAGAGUUUUUAGAUGGCUGCUCAGUGGAUUCUGGUGUAGCAGGUACUAUUGGGAACCCUUCAUUUAAUUUAGCGACUCCUGAUCAUGAACAUGAAGGUGCUUUGUCUGAGGAAGCAGUGUGCAAAAUGAAAAAAUAUACUGGAACAUGCUCGGGAGAUCCCAGACAUUUACUCAUGGAGCUGCAGUCUCUUUUCUCAGAGGGAAGCAUUAUAAAAUCCGAUUCGCAUGAUGUUGCAUUUCCAUGUUCUGAAAGCGAAGGAAAUGAACCUACCGUUUGCCAUGUUGAGAAACUGGUUGACACACUUGUUUCUUCAGAACCUGAUACGUGCCAAGGCCUUCGUCAAGAUCUCAGCAGAGCUGAAGAAAAAGAGAGCUGCGUGUCUAUUUCCAUGCAACUAAAUCCUGAGCUGGAGGACGAUGAAGUGGAGAAACACAGCUUAAACUGUGAGAAAGACACCAGUCAGAUUCUUGGUAUAACUAGAUCUGUGCUGAGCAAAACAGCCCUUUUGCCCAAGGACAGUCAUACCAUUUAUUGGCAGGAACAGGAGCUACCAAAUGACUUAUCCCCACUUAAAUCUGGUAAGGAAUUUGCAAUCUGUCUGGAUGAGAGUUUUUUCAGAUCUGGAACUUGUCAAUCUAACAGCCAGAAGCACAUAGUUGAAAGCAACUCCAGGCCAUCAAGUUGUGAUACUGAAGUGCUCCAGCAAGAUCAUAAAGACGAAAGCAACAUAUGUAAUGAAGACAAAAGCAUUCCAAAAGUCCUUGAAAAUGACAUGCCUGAAGCUGCCCCAGUUGAACGAAUGGACAGUGCAAUAAUGCUGCCCUCAGUUGCUGGAAAGUCAGAAAUGUCUGAUGAGCUGCUUAACACCGAGCUGAGUGAUGAAGCUGAGGAACACAGCCUUAGUUCUGAUAAAUAUACAAUUAAAAAUUUCUGUACUGGGUCAGCAAAAAACGAUCUGUUCGCCCUGCCCAAGGACUGCCAUAUGGACACUUGCCAGAAACAGGAGCUCCCAGAUGUCCAUUAUUUACCUAAAUCUCCUGGAGAAUCUGCAAAUUGUCAGGAUGAGAGUGUUUCAGGAUCAGGACCUUGUCAGACUAGUUGGCAACAGUGUAUAAAUGAAAGCAGGAGUGUGCAGGUGACUUCUAAUAUUGAAGCGUUCAAUCAAAAUCAGGAGGAAAGCAACCAAAAUAAUGAAGGUCAAAUUACUCCUAUUCCUAGCGUUGUGUCUGAAGCUGCAGAUAUUGAAAGAUCAGAAAGGGAAAUAGGUCUGACCCCUCCUGCAGGACCGUCAGCAUUGCCGGAUGAGCAGCUUAUCACGAAGGUGGAGUGCCACGAAGUGGACACUUCGAGCUUAUUUGAUACGGAAUUGCUGUACAGCAAAGCAUCCAAUUUGCACACAGACACUCGCAAGGAUCAUCCUCCAAGUGAUCUAUCUGCUCCGAGAUCUCCCGAGGAAUCUACAUCUUUUCCCAAUUCCUCUGUUCCGGGAUCAGAAUCUGUCAAAGCAGCAGGCGAAGAGGUAUAGACGAACUCCGUGCCAAGCUGCAGAGUUUCAAAGUUUCCAGCACUGCAAAAGGAAGCUACAUUGCUAUGAGUGCCCCUCUCCCGAAGCAAGGUGACAACCUGAGCCAAUCUGCAAUCGCGUUGCUCCGGAACAGCGAGAAUGCACCUGCUGUUAAACUAGACCAUCCUGCUAAUAAGCGGAACCCUGACUGUUCGGUCGCAAAGGACUCGUCAAGACAAGCGCUGCAGCACAUCAGUGGAAGACCAAGGGAUCGCCUAUAGUCAUAGGUAGUAGGGCGUACGCCGUAGUUUAUUGUUGACAGUUCGCGUUUGUGUUAAGCAAUUAGGUGGUAGUGGUGGUGGUGUUCAACCUUUGGUUGAAGAUUACUGAAGAGUCGUACAGCUGAUUAAUUGGUUGUGCAGGUGUUUGGUUUUGGUUUGUAAUCCGGUUAUCGUGGACAGAGGAAUCUGUUCUGCCCCGUGCUCA
Panicum hallii is the source of this 7105-nucleotide messenger RNA. RefSeq lists its product as uncharacterized. Gene Ontology annotation, molecular function: DNA-binding transcription factor activity; sequence-specific DNA binding. Gene Ontology annotation, cellular component: nucleus. Bases 74 to 6640 code for a protein of 2188 amino acids. The record is from RefSeq and is a predicted model, not a curated record. NCBI's taxonomy places the organism in Eukaryota, Viridiplantae, Streptophyta, Magnoliopsida, Poales, Poaceae. The transcript is spliced from 14 exons.